AUGCAUCGAACACAUGCUGAUCUUAUUCAAUUACUUGUUCGAAAAAAUAUUAUUAAAAAUGAACGAAUUAAAACAGCUAUGUUAGCAACGGAUAGAUUAGAUUUUUCUACAGAUCGAUUAUAUGAAGAUGUACCACAACCAAUUGGUUAUAAUGUAACUAUAUCAGCACCACAUAUGCAUGCACAUGCACUUGAAAUGUUACAUGAUAAACUUAUUCCUGGUGCUCGUGUACUUGAUGUUGGAUCAGGUUCAGGAUAUUUAACUGCAUGUAUAGCUCGUCUUAUUCAACCGAAUGGUAAAGUAAUUGAGAUUGUAUCAGGUGAUGGUCGUCUAGGUUAUUCACAAGGUGGUCCCUAUGAUGCAAUUCAUGUUGGUGCAGCAUCACCGAAUCGACCUAAUGAAUUAAUUGAACAAUUAAAACCUGGUGGACGUUUAGUAGUACCUGUUGGUGUUGGAAGUCAAAAAAUGAUGAUCUAUGAUAAAAAAAAUGAUGGUCAUGAUGUUCAUGAACGUGCAACUUUAGGUGUAAGUUAUGUUCCAUUAACAGAUAAAUCAAAACAAUGGCGACAUUGA
This is a messenger RNA of Adineta steineri, 573 nucleotides long. NCBI's taxonomy places the organism in Eukaryota, Metazoa, Rotifera, Eurotatoria, Adinetida, Adinetidae. The record is from the annotation of a GenBank genome assembly.